UGAACAGUGGAAACCCAAGCUCGAAGCUUUGAGUGCUCGACCGAUCGGCUCUGAAUACUCUUUCGCCUUCCCUGAAAAAACAAGAAGAACUCAAGAACAAGAAGAAAAGACAGCAUCGAGGUCGACUCUGAAUGCCUUGUUAGUUCCAAUCUAAAUGUUUUCUCUGCAUACUCUCUCUUUGUUGAUCGUGUCAUCGUGAGCUAUACAGCGACAGCCAGCGGACAACGGUAGACUCUGCAAUUUAAACAGCGGUGCGACAAAGAAAAGGACCAAAAGUAACGGUUACAGCUUUUAUUCUUGAGUCGGGAUUCAAUUAUGGUUUAAUGGUUUUCGAUCCGGAGUCUGAGUCCGGUGGUCGCAGUCGGGAUUCUCGUUGGGAAACGGAAGAGAUAGAAGAGAAAAACAUAUAAAACUGAUGGGUCCUCGACAGUGCGAAGUGUGCAAGGAUGCACAAUCCAAGUACAAGUGCCCUUCAUGCCUUGCUCCGUAUUGUUCUCUGGUUUGUUUCAAGAAGCACAAAGAGAUUCCAUGUGUGAAGGCAGUAUCUCCUGAACCAAAACCAUGUCCAAUAAAGCUUCCAGAAAAGCCAUGCCAGGUAGAUGAGCCAACUCUGUUGCUUCAGAAGGAGCGACUAGAGUCCUUAGCAUUCUCGAGUGAAGUUCGCGAAGCUUUGAAGGAUGUAGAGCUUCAAAAUGUCAUAGGCAAGAUCGAUUCAUCCACAGGUGCGGAAAAUGAACUUGAUAGAGCCAUGGAAAAUGAGAUCUUCCGCAAAUUCACUGAAAAGGUUUUAUCCAUUAUCAGCCCAUAACAACAUCCACUUCUGUUUAGAAGAUGAACUUUAUACAUGAAGCAUGUUGUAUCCAAGUGGCUGCUGCUUCAACUUCAGUCAGCCUUAGAAAGUCAGUGCCGACUAUGCGUUCGAAGAAUAUGGCUGUCCUACCAGCUAAAUGUUUUGAAGAAGUGUCCUUUCAUUUUCUGUCAGUCUUACCAGUUUCCUCCAUCAAUUUUGGCCAGAGUAUGUUUAUUGUGAUAUGUGUUUUUAGAUUGAAAUUUUGAAUGCAUAUUAAGGGUAAGGGUGUAUUUGUAAAGCCACUGAAUGAACUUAGAGAAACUCAUACAAGUAGGAGUAAAACUUGUAUGUUUGGUCUCAAGAAUCUUCUGAUUUUGCUUUUCAAGAAAAAAAAAAAUUAGUUAAUCACAGGUUUCUGAUUUAUGUAAUCGUUUUUAUCCUAAAAUGCAUGGAAGCUGUCCAGGAGAUUUCAUACAAGAGUAAAUUCUCUAUAGAAUUCCUUGAUAAGUAUGAAGUUCUCUGUUUUGGACUGUAUUUCUAUCCAAGAAAUUGUGUUCUAAUUUGACAUGAUGAAGAACUAACACAAAAGUUUUGUUUUUGCAGAUCAUGGUGGAUGUGUUUGGGAAAAAUGCAGUUUGAGAUUUGGGUCACAUUAUGGUAAUAACCAUUGAAAAGAAAAUUAGAAAUUCGGCAUAUGUACAAGGUUAUGACACAUUUUUAUGCAGAAUUGAUUAAUUAA
Macadamia integrifolia is the source of this 1529-nucleotide messenger RNA. Its product is annotated as zinc finger HIT domain-containing protein 3. Lineage: Eukaryota; Viridiplantae; Streptophyta; Magnoliopsida; Proteales; Proteaceae. The record is from RefSeq and is a predicted model, not a curated record. Gene Ontology annotation, biological process: box C/D snoRNP assembly; snoRNA localization; maturation of LSU-rRNA from tricistronic rRNA transcript (SSU-rRNA, 5.8S rRNA, LSU-rRNA). The transcript is spliced from 9 exons. Bases 416 to 808 code for a protein of 130 amino acids. Gene Ontology annotation, cellular component: nucleus; pre-snoRNP complex.